UUUCCCUGGAAAAAAUUUCAGAUGCUGUCCCACUUUUUCAGCUAUAAAAUCCCAAGCCAAAUCACCUCUACAAUCCUCUCUCUUUUUCCUACCUUUUCUCUUCAUAGUUUCAAGCUAUAAACUCUGCUUCUUUUCUGUUUCAAAGCCUCACUUUUUACUUGUUUCUUGUUCUGGUCUUAAUCUCCUUAAAAUUUUUGUUUUUAUUUUCAAGAUUUAAGAGCAACAUAAAUAAAAGUUUGAAAUUUGUGCCUCAGAAUCAUCUGGGGUUUUUGAGCAAAUCUUGAUGCUAAACUUAAUAUUUCUAAUCUUUGAAAUUCAUGUCUGCAAUUCUCACUGAACUCCUCCUUUCUGGUUUUAUGAUAAAUUUCACAUAUAGGCGCAGGACUCAUUUAGUGCAAUCUUUCUCAGUUGUUUUCCUCUAUUGGUUUUACUGCAUUUCAUAAUUAAUUUCCUCUAAAUAAGAAUUAUUCAUAUUACAAUUAAGUUUCACAUUCAUAUUAGUACUCUUUAUUUGCAUCAAAUCACUAUUUUGUGUCCUGCUAAUUUUUGUAGGGGUAGUUUUAAGUCCUGAAAUAACGUUGGAGGUAUUUACGGAUCAAAAGCGUAAAUUUAAAUCAUUUACCAAAAGACAAGGAUAGUUUUGAACAUUUUUCGUUGUUAUUAUUGUUCCUAAGUUUUGGUCAUAAAAAAAUAUUUGGUCAUGGCUUCAUCAAGUGGGACAUCAUUAGGUUCAGGUUCAUAUACAUUUCAGAACUCAGGCUCAGAAGAAGAUGUUCGACGGUUAAUGGAUCAGAGGAAAAGGAAGAGGAUGAUAUCGAACCGCGAAUCGGCUCGAAGAUCAAGAAUGAGGAAACAAAAACAUUUGGAUGAUCUUAUGUCCCAAUUAGCCCAUCAUAGGAAAGAAAAUAACCAAAUCUUGACCACUAUGAAUGUCACAACCCAACAUUACCUCAAUGUUGAAGCUGAAAACUCAAUCUUGAGAGCUCAAGUGGUUGAACUUAGCAAUAGAUUUCAGUCCUUAACACAAAUCAUCAGUUUCUUCAUUGCCAACAACAGUGGCAAUACUCAAAUUGAGUAUAUGGCUGAUGGUUUUCUUAUGAAUGAUUCUUGGAAUUAUCUCUACUCUAAUCAGCCAAUUAUCACUGCAGACAUCUUGCAAUAUUAAUGAAAUAGAUUGUAACCUAUGCUUUAAAAUCUUGGAUUGUUUCUGCUUUUCAAUCUUUGUAUUAAUUUCAAUAUUUGAGGUGCUGGGGAUCCUUUAUCAGCAGCAGGCUCUAAGAUUAAAAAAUUUAGUAUUAGUAAUAGUAAUUAGUAUUGGAUUACUAUUUUAAAGCAUUGUGUUCAAAUAGUGGUAAGACUAAUAAUCCAUAUAAUACUAGUCAUUGGGGUGUUUGUAUCUUAUGUCACUUGCAAGUAUGGUUUCCAUUUUUAAGAGCUUUUGCAAUUGUAAGUUA
Nicotiana tabacum (common tobacco) is the source of this 1454-nucleotide messenger RNA. RefSeq names its product bZIP transcription factor 44-like. Gene Ontology annotation, biological process: positive regulation of DNA-templated transcription. Gene Ontology annotation, molecular function: transcription cis-regulatory region binding; DNA-binding transcription factor activity. Gene Ontology annotation, cellular component: nucleus. The record is from RefSeq and is a predicted model, not a curated record. NCBI's taxonomy places the organism in Eukaryota, Viridiplantae, Streptophyta, Magnoliopsida, Solanales, Solanaceae.